Messenger RNA from Cynara cardunculus var. scolymus (artichoke), 1317 nucleotides. RefSeq lists its product as uncharacterized. Lineage: Eukaryota; Viridiplantae; Streptophyta; Magnoliopsida; Asterales; Asteraceae. The coding region runs from base 191 to 1198 and encodes 335 amino acids. The record is from RefSeq and is a predicted model, not a curated record. The transcript has 6 exons.
GAACAGAUUUGCUUCUUCGAUCCAUCUCCCAUCAAACCCUCAUCUCCAUUUCUGUAUGUAUCGUUUCAGCAAGCUCAUCGAUGAUUCAGUAAAAGCUGCGAAGAACUUAAAGGCUUCAAUUUAAUCGUUUCAACAGUAUCAGAUUUCAACAAGUCUUGAUUAUCCUCUUAACAUUUUUCAUCAGACGACAAUGGCGGGAAUAGCUUUGCUUAUGGAUCUAUUGAAGAAAAAUCCAAGCGUCAAUGGCCAAACCCUACAUUCUACCGGUUUAUACUCGGCCACGCUUGCUGCCUCCUCCGCCGCUGCUUAUGUCGCCGCCAAUACCCCUUUUGCGUCUAGGGCUUUAUUCGGUAUUGGUGGAAGAAGAGUUGCUUAUUGUGAUGCUGCUGCUGUCCCUCCUCUUAUGACCGAAGAUUAUCUUAGUAGUUUAAGGACUGCAUCUGAAUCAAUCUUUCGGCACGAUACUCUGAACUACAGGACUAAAGAGUAUUCCAUUGAGCUAAAACCGUUGUUCUCAGCUUUUCAGCCGAGAUCAUUUGCAUUGACAUCAUUGAGGUCUUUUCUAUUGUUUUAUUUGCCACUUUUGGCGCCUCACGUGGAAGACGAUGACAGUGAUGACUUCCUACCGGACUCUUCAGAUGAUCAUCAUGUGGACCUGGUUGUACCCUUCAAGAAAUCAGUAAAGCAAAUCCUUCGCGAAACUAGUGUUGUUACUACCAGACGGAUUCUGGAACGACUUGCUGUUCACCAUUUCUCUCAGCGUGCGGCAUGGAAGCUUCUUAAAGAUGUCCCAAAGUCCGCAGUGCGCAAAGCUAACAGAGGGAUGCCAAUAUUUACUUACUUUUUUUGUGUCAGCAGAACGACAUUUAGAGGCCACUUUUUAGGAGUUGCAGCGUCAUGGCUUGUUCAAGUUGGAAUGGAAUGUUACCGCUUUGUUCGUGAAUACUCAAAAUCUUGUGACGACGAGAUUGAUGACACUGAUAACAAGGACCGACAAGUUAAAAUUCUUGGGAAGAAGGUGUAUGGUGUUACUGUUAGAUGUGGUGCAUCACUAGUUUGCGCGUCGAUAGGAGCUGGGAUUGGUGCAACCCUUUUCCGCCCAUCAUCUGGUCAAUCAGUUGGGUGUUUGAUUGGGGAUUUGGCGGGACCCGUGAUUGUAUCGUUUUGUUUUGUGAAUGUUCCUAAUUUGGAACUUUAGAGCAUUCAUUCAUUCUGAAUACCAUGGUUUUGGUUUUUGUUGUUAAAAGUUAAAAACUUGUUGGAAAAAGAAUGUUGUAACAAAGGUUGUGGUUAUAACAUUGUACUGGUGAGAGAUCA